UACCGCGAUACAUAUUCGAAUCCGACUGAAUAUACAUCGCUAUUUGGUGGCUAAACAAUAUUCUUUUUUUUGACAAUUCGCCUUUUUUCGUGGCCGCGUACGUUUUUAUAGGCUGUGUGUUGCAACAGCAGAAAGUAAUAAAAGCUCGGCUCGCAUGCAAUUUUCAUUAGUGGGAAAAUUGUUUGAUAUUUAAGAGACACCCGAGGAAUAAACCGAAUCAACGGCAGACACAUUCCAAAAUAAAUUAAUAAUAGAAAAAGAAAACUAAAAACAAAAACAAAAACGAAACAACACUCGAGGGGGCGAGCGGAGAGUCAAACGACGAAAAUGUGGCGGCAGUCAACGAUGCUGGCCGCGUUAUUAGUGGCCCUGUUAGCGGGCAGUGUAGAAUGCAAAGGCAACACCCCACCAAGAAUCACAAAACAACCGACACCCGGGGAAUUGCUCUUCAAAGUAGCGCAACAAAACAAGGAGAGUGACAAUCCAUUCAUUAUCGAAUGCGAAGCUGAUGGACAGCCCGAACCAGAAUAUAGUUGGAUCAAGAACGGCAAAAAGUUCGACUGGCAGGCCUACGACAACCGAAUGCUGCGGCAGCCUGGCCGUGGAACCCUGGUGAUCACUAUACCCAAGGACGAGGAUCGCGGCCACUACCAGUGCUUCGCGUCCAACGAGUUCGGAACGGCCACCUCGAACUCAGUGUAUGUGCGCAAGGCGGAGCUGAAUGCCUUCAAGGAUGAGCCGGCCAAGACCCUAGAGGCCGUGGAGGGUGAGCCCUUCAUGCUAAAGUGUGCCGCUCCGGACGGUUUCCCCAGUCCCACGGUCAACUGGAUGAUUCAAGAGUCCAUCGAUGGCAGCAUAAAGUCGAUCAACAACUCCCGCAUGACCUUGGAUCCCGAGGGCAAUCUCUGGUUCUCGAACGUGACCCGUGAGGAUACCAGUUUGGACUUCUAUUAUGCCUGCUCGGCCACCUCGGUCUUCCGCAGCGAGUACAAGAUCGGCAACAAGGUGCUCCUCGAUGUCAAGCCGAUGGGCGUGAGUGCCUCCCAGAACAAGCAUCAGCCCAUCCGGCAGUAUGUGUCCCGUCGCCAGUCUUUGGCGCUGCGUGGCAAGCGAAUGGAACUGUUUUGCAUCUACGGUGGAACCCCGCUGCCGCAGACCGUGUGGAGCAAGGAUGGCCAGCGGAUACAGUGGAGCGAUCGCAUCACGCAAGGCCACUACGGCAAAUCGCUGAUCAUACGGCAAACGAACUUCGACGAUGCCGGAACGUAUACCUGCGACGUGUCCAAUGGCGUUGGCAAUGCCCAGUCCUUCUCCAUCAUUCUGAACGUCAACUCGGUGCCGUACUUCACCAAAGAGCCCGAAUUCAACACCGCCGCCGAGGACGAGGAGGUGGUCUUCGAGUGUCGGGCUGCCGGUGUGCCAGAGCCCAAGAUCAGUUGGAUACACAAUGGCAAGCCGAUCGAACAGAGUACGCCCAAUCCCCGGCGAACGGUCACGGACAACACGAUCAGGAUCGUUAAUCUGGUCAAGGGGGAUACCGGCAACUACGGUUGCAACGCCACCAAUUCCCUGGGCUACGUGUACAAGGAUGUCUAUCUGAAUGUCCAGGCCGAGCCGCCAACGAUCAAUGUGCCUCCCUCGGAUGUGUCCAGUGUGGAUGGCCGCAACAUCACCAUCAAGUGCCGUGUGUCGGGUUCGCCCAAGCCGCUGGUCAAGUGGUUGAGAGCCAGCAAUUGGCUGACCGGAGGUCGCUACAAUGUCCUGGCCAAUGGUGAUCUGGAGAUUCAGGACGUAACCUUCUCGGAUGCCGGCCAGUAUACGUGCUAUGCGCAGAAUAAGUUCGGCGAGGCACAGGCCGAUGGCUCGUUGGAGGUCAAGGAGCACACCAGGAUCACCCAGGAGCCGCAGAACUAUGAGGUGGCCGCCGGACAAUCGGCCACAUUCCGCUGCAACGAGGCCCACGACGAUACGCUGGAGAUCGAGAUCGAUUGGUGGAAGGAUGGACAGUCGAUUGACUUCGAGGCGCAGCCGCGAUUCGUGAAGACCAACGACAAUUCGUUGACAAUUGCCAAGACCAUGGAACUGGAUUCGGGCGAGUAUACGUGCGUGGCCAGGACGCGAUUGGAUGAGGCCACGGCCAGGGCCAAUUUGAUUGUGCAGGAUGUGCCGAAUGCGCCCAAACUCACGGGCAUCACCUGUCAGGCCGACAAGGCGGAGAUCCAGUGGGAGCCGCAGGGAGACAAUCGCUCGCCCAUCCUCCACUACACCAUUCAGUUCAACACCUCCUUCACGCCCGCCUCCUGGGACGCCGCCUACGAGAAGGUGCCCAACACGGACUCCUCGUUCGUGCUGCAGAUGUCGCCGUGGGCGAACUACACGUUCCGUGUGAUCGCCUUCAACAAGAUCGGCGCCUCGCCGCCGUCGCCGCACAGCGAUAGUUGCACCACCCAGCCGGAAGUGCCGUCCAAGAAUCCCGACAAUGUCGUCGGCCAGGGCACCGAGCCCAACAACCUGGUCAUCUCGUGGACUCCCAUGCCGGAGAUCGAGCACAAUGCCCCCAAUUUCCACUAUUAUGUGAGCUGGAAACGCGACAUCCCGGCUGCCGCCUGGGAAAACAGUAACAUAUACGACUGGCGGCAGAACAACAUUGUGAUCUCCGAUCAGCCGACGUUCGUCAAGUACCAGAUCAAGGUGGUGGCCAUCAACGACAAGGGCGAGUCCAAUACGGCUGCCCAGAUAAUUGAGGGCUACUCCGGUGAGGAUCGUCCGCUGGACGCUCCCACCAACUUCACGAUGAGACAGAUCACCUCGUCGACCAGUGGCUAUAUGGCCUGGACGCCGGUGAGCGAGGAGUCGGUGCGGGGACACUUCAAGGGCUACAAGAUCCAGACCUGGACGGAGAACGAGGGCGAGGAGGGUCUGCGGGAGAUUCAUGUGAAGGGGGAUGCCCACAAUGCCCUGGUCAGCCAGUUUAAGCCCGAUUCGAAGAACUUUGCCCGCAUUUUGGCCUACAACGGACGCUUCAAUGGACCGCCCAGUGCCGUCAUCGACUUCGACACCCCAGAGGGUGUGCCGUCGCCGGUUCAGUCACUGGACGCCUAUCCCCUCGGCUCGUCGGCCUUCAUGCUCCACUGGAAGAAGCCGCUGUAUCCCAAUGGCAAGCUCACCGGCUACAAGAUCUACUACGAGGAGGUUAAUGAGAGCUAUGUGGGCAAGCGACGCGAACACGAUCCGCACAUCACCGAUCCCCGGAUCACGCGUAUGAAGAUGGCUGGUCUGAAGCCCAACACCAAGUAUCGCAUUUCCAUCACGGCCACCACGAAAAUGGGCGAGGGAUCUGAGCUCUACAUCGAGAAGAACACGCUCAAAGACGCUAUCAAUGUGGCCCCGGCCACGCCCUCUUUCUCCUGGGAACAACUGCCGUCCGACAAUGGACUGGCCAAAUUCCGCAUCAACUGGCAACCAAGUUCCGAAGGUCACCCAGGCACACACUUCUUCACCAUGCACAGGAUCAAGGGCGAAACCCAAUGGAUACGGGAGAAUCAGGAAAAGAAUUUGGACUACCAGGAAGUGGGCGGCUUGGAUCCGGAGACAGUCUACGAGUUCCGCGUGGUCUCCGUGGAUGGGCACUUCUACACGGAGAGUGCCACGCAGGAGAUCGACUCUAACAGCGUGGAGGGACCGAUAAUGGUGGCGAACAAGACGGUGGCCAAUGCAGGUUGGUUUAUCGGCAUGAUGCUGGCCCUGGCCUUCAUCAUCCUGCUAUUCAUCAUCAUCUGCAUCAUCCGACGCAAUCGGGGCGGCAAGUACGAUGUCCACGAUCGGGAGCUGGCCAACGGCCGGCGGGAUUAUCCCGAAGAAGGUGGUUUCCACGAGUACUCGCAACCGUUGGAUAACAAGAGCGCUGGUCGCCAAUCCGUGAGUUCAGCGAACAAACCCGGCGUGGAAAGCGAUACCGAUUCGAUGGCCGAAUACGGCGAUGGCGACACAGGACAAUUCACUGAGGACGGCUCCUUCAUCGGUCAGUAUGUUCCUGGAAAGCUUCAGCCGCCGGUUAGUCCACAGCCCCUGAACAAUUCCGCUGCGGCGCAUCAGGCGGCGCCAACCGCUGGAGGAUCGGGAAGCGGAUCGGCAGCGGCCGGAGCAUCGGGAUCAGCGUCCGCCGGAGCUGCAGCCGGAGGAGCCUCUGCCAGCAAUGGAGGAGCUGCAGCCGGAGCCGUGGCCACCUACGUCUAAGAGGCGUGGCUGGGAUUCAUUUGCCCCUUGUUCUCCUGGUUUUCUUCAAACGAUUUAAAUGCCCCUUAAACCAAAUACUUUGUGUAAUUCUAUGUGUAAAACGAAAACUGCUUUAAGUGUCUGCAAAAAAAAGAAACAAAAUUAUAAAUAACAAAAAAGAAAAAACAUAAAACCAAAAGAAAACAAUUGUAAAGUGAUGGAAAUCUCGCAUGAAUUUAAAGCAUAUAAUUUUGCUUCUUUUGGCUUAUAAAUUUAUUAUAGCAAACAGUAAAACGCCUUUUCAAAAACAAAAA
Messenger RNA from Drosophila gunungcola (fruit fly), 4529 nucleotides. RefSeq names its product neuroglian. NCBI's taxonomy places the organism in Eukaryota, Metazoa, Arthropoda, Insecta, Diptera, Drosophilidae. The record is from RefSeq and is a predicted model, not a curated record. Gene Ontology annotation, biological process: cell-cell adhesion; brain development. Gene Ontology annotation, molecular function: cell-cell adhesion mediator activity.